Messenger RNA from Pungitius pungitius (ninespine stickleback), 3100 nucleotides. Its product is annotated as neuronal pentraxin-1. Bases 311 to 2122 code for a protein of 603 amino acids. The record is from RefSeq and is a predicted model, not a curated record. The transcript has 6 exons. Lineage: Eukaryota; Metazoa; Chordata; Actinopteri; Perciformes; Gasterosteidae.
GAGAUGAUGAAGGAGGGAUAGAGAGGGUUGAGCUCUCUGGAGUAAAUCUCUCAAUCUGUGCAGGGUGUGAGGUGGACUUACUCACUCCAGUGGACAAGGACUCACAUUCACAGGUUAAUUCCGAUCUUCCGUGACGCAGAGAAGAGUUAGGAGUGGAAACUCUGCAAAUGGAGAUCUUUGUUCUUAUUUUCCCUGAUGUCUCUUCUCCGACAUCGAAGAAGUCAACACAACCUUUACAUUAAUUGGCAUCGCACGUUUUGAAGUGAAGCCAAGCUCCUUAGACUUAGCGGCUGAACUGCGGACGGAGAUUAUGAGGAACUCUCAGUCUCUACACGUGUUCCUUGUUACCUUUGCGUUUCCUUUACUUUCAAUUCUCCUUUGCCCUUCAAAUGCCAUCUCAGGGUCUGAUUAUGACUACGGGGCCCACCCGCGCUUCGUAUGCACCCCUAUUCCCGUGGACGCGGACCCCGCCUGCUUCCCCACGGGGGGCCCGGGCGUAGGGGCGGCGGGGCCCAGCGGACCGGGUCAUCAAAGUUCCCCUCCUGCUGGCUGGUGGGGGGCGAGUGAGGAGGCGAAAGCCACCAUCCUCCACCUCAGGGAGAGCCUCGUCCAGCAGAAAGAGACCAUCUUGGACCAGAGGGAGACCAUCAGAGAGCUGACGGCCAAGCUCACCCUGUGCGAGGGUCUCGGGCGCGGCGCGGCGUCUCACGGCGCGGCGUCUCACGGCACGGCCUCGCAACCCCAGCACGCGGGGGCGGGCGACCAUCCCGCCAUCACUGACAGCGAGCACUACGGCGACCAGCAGGGUCGCCAUGGAAACCUCAUACCAGACUCACCGCACCACGGCUCCGCGGGGAGGCAACGGGCCGACGGGGGGCACGGCGUCGGCCACCAGGGGAAGGAUAAACAUGUGACUCCGGGGGACAUAACGUCAUCCCCGGAGCAGAUGGAGAGGAUGCUGCAGGCGCUGAAGGAGAGGCUCGACAAUCUGCAGAAGAGGAACACAUCCAUCACCUACUCCAGUUCUCUGAGGGAGCUUCUUCAGAGGAAGAUCAGCGCUCUGGAGCAGCAGCUGCACCAUGGCGGCUCCUCCAUCAGCGGCCCGGACCGCCACCACGAGGACGGCAGCCACAGAGACGGCGGAGGCCAUCACCACGACGACGGCGAGCGUCUGGACGGCAAUCAUCACGACGAGACACAACCCGACGACCACAAAGACGACCACAAGGACGACCACAACGACGGGGAUCACAGCGACAACGCUGACCAUCACGACGACGGCCACGGCGACGGUCACGAUGCAGGCGCUGCCCGGGACCACCACCACCACGACGGUGAUGACGAUGGCGACCGCCACAGUAAUGAGGCAGACCACAGCCACGGUUACGUUUCACACACAGGGUACAGAGAGCCGGCGCCACGGACUGGUUUCCACUCAAAUAAAUUGGAAGCAAUGCUCAACCAGCUGCACCUGACAGGUUCCGCCAGGACAAAGGUCAAGAGUCCCGACGCCUUCCAGAUCAGCUUCCCCAUGAGAACCAACUACAUGUCCGGGCGGGUGAAGAGGACGCUCAUGCAAGAGAUCUUCGCUCUGACACUGUGUCUUUGGAUCAAGGCGGGGGUGGCGCCCGGCCUCGGGACGCCUUUUUCCUACUCGGCACCCGGACAGGCCAAUGAGCUGGUGCUCAUCGAGUGGGGGAACAACCCCAUGGAACUGCUGAUCGACGACAAGGCCGUGACGCUGCCUCUGUCCCUUGAGGGGGGCGAGUGGCACCACGUGUGUGUCACCUGGUCAACCCGGGAUGGACAGUGGGAGGCCUACCAGGACGGCGUGCAGAAAGGGUCCGGGAUAGAUCUUUCCCCCUGGCACCCCAUCAAGCCUGGAGGGGUCUUCAUUCUGGGGCAGGAACAGGACACUCUGGGAGGCCGUUUUGACGCCACUCAGUCAUUUGUGGGUGAGAUGUCGGACGUGCACAUGUGGUCACAUGUCCUGACUGCGAGCGACAUCUACAGCCUGGCCUCGUGCGGCAGCCACCUGCGGGGAGACGUCAUCGCUUGGUCCGAGGCCGAGGUGGAGCUCUUUGGAGGCGUCGCCAAAUACCCCUUUGACCCCUGUCACUGAAAGGCCAUGAGACCGAGCGAGGAGGGAGGGGGGGGGGGUUUACAUCCUGGGACGGACUGAGGACAUUUAUCAUAGAUCAACAUGUGUGAGAAUAAAACGGAAAAUCCUUUGGCUUUCAGGUAUUUCUUUUUGGGAGAUCACUCAGCGGCACCAACUCAAUGCCUUCCUCUAAACUUAAUCAGAGAAAAGAGCAAUAAGCCCAAUCUGAGUUUACUUUAUGAGGGUUUAGGAGACUUUGGUCUUUAGGGUUUGGACUCUACUGUAAUCACAAGCUAGGGUUUUACUUUUUAAACAGACAAGUGCUGUAUGUGACAUAUUGUCACAUUGUUAAUAAGACUUAAUAUUGUAGUGUUUGUGAUAAAAUAAGCAGACCUCACAUGUGUUCUGUUGUGGUGAAUUAGUCAUAGAAAUCAAUUUGUAAUCUGGAGGCUUCUUUUUUUAUGAAAAGGUGUGCCAGAAGAUACAGCUAAUCAACCAAAGAAAAUAUAGAAUCGAAUUGUGUUUAACAAAUUUUUUCAUGAGUCAUAUAGAAGUUUUAUUUUUGGAGAAAUACGGCAAGCCUGUCGGACUGAACCAAGUUCCAAAAAGAAUCUUGAUAUGAUCAGCAAUGCAUCCGUUUCUUCUCUUAACAGUAUCACUUUAGUCUCCCAUUAUUUGAUUAUUUUAUGUUGAAAUUAUGUAUUUUAUGUGUUCCAGUCAUUGCACUGUUGCUUCUUGAUUUCUUACAUGAGUUGGCCUUGACUGUUUAAUUGUUAAUGUACUGUAUAUAAAUCACUGAAUUUAGGCCAAGUUUUUUUUUUGGUGUUAAACAUUGUGUGUGUGAUUUCUUUUUUAUGUUAAGAAAACCAAAUAAAAAAGGUAUAAAAACAGUCAUUUCAUCACUUGUGGAGGUCAAACCCAAACAUGAAAAAGGUUAAUUAGCAGAUUGACAAUAAAUUACAAUAUUCUAAACACCUGUCAGACAAAUUCACAAUGCAA